Messenger RNA from Drosophila hydei, 1807 nucleotides. RefSeq names its product cytosol aminopeptidase. Lineage: Eukaryota; Metazoa; Arthropoda; Insecta; Diptera; Drosophilidae. The record is from RefSeq and is a predicted model, not a curated record. Gene Ontology annotation, biological process: proteolysis. The coding region runs from base 156 to 1736 and encodes 526 amino acids. Gene Ontology annotation, molecular function: metalloaminopeptidase activity; manganese ion binding. The transcript has a single exon. Gene Ontology annotation, cellular component: cytoplasm.
AGCUAAAGCUUAACGUCGAGCACUGAUAUUUGUUUUUUUUUUUAUACAGACUAGUUUGUUCAGAAAAGUUUUGUGAUCGUUGUAAAUUGAAGUCAUAGUUAUUGAUUCUUAUAUCUGUUUAGUAUAUUUUGUGUGUCCUAAAUCGCUUCAUAAGAAUGGCCAAAAUACAAACCAUUUGCUUUAAUAAGUCAGUAUUGGGACUGCUGCGUUGUAAACGCGCAUUGUUCCAUGUACCCAGAGCGCGCUAUAUGCAGGUCCGCCACAAGUGCGAACAUAAAGGUAUUGUCGUUGGCGUCUAUCUCAAGGAUGGUGAAAAGGCUCCCCAGUUGACGGCCAACGGCGAGAGAUUCGACAUUCGUGUUAGCGGAAAAAUCGGCGAACUCAUCAAGGAGACGAACAUGGAUGGAGAACUUGGCAAGGGCAGGUUGUUCAGCAACUUGGACAAUGAGUUCUUAACGGUGGCUGUCGUCGGCCUUGGCAAGGAAGGCGUUGGCUAUGAUGCUGAGGAGGCACUUGAUGUGGGCAUGGAGAAUGUACGUGUUGCCGCCGCUGUAGGCUCUCGAGCGCUGCAGCAUCAUGGAGCCGACUCUGUUCAUGUCGAUGGCAUGGAGUAUCCAGAGCAAGCGGCAGAGGGAGCAGCCAUGGCCGUAUGGCGCUAUAACAUCAACAAGCGCAAGAGUAACCGACUUGAAGUGCCCAAAGUAGAGUUAUAUGGAUCGGAAGAUGUUGAUUCAUGGACACGUGGUCUCUUCAAGGCGGAGUCCCAGAACCUGGCCAGGCGGCUCUCCGAAACGCCGGCCAAUCAAAUGACACCAACAAUUUUCGCACAGUCAACUAUAGAUUCGCUCUGUCCCUGUGGCGUAGCCGUAGAUGUGCGAUCUAUGGAGUGGAUUGAACAGCAAGGUCUCAAUUCAUUUCUGAUGGUCGCCAAAGGCUCGUGUGAACCGCCUCUUGUGCUAGAGAUCUCUUAUGUUGGCACUUCGCCCGAGGAUAAACCGCUGCUUUUAAUGGGCAAAGGAAUAACGUUCAAUAGCGGUGGUCUCUGCCUCAAGCCAAAGACGGGGUUAGACGAAUAUCGAGCCGACGUCAGUGCUGCAGCGGCCGUGGUGGCAACGAUUCGGGCAAUCGCAGCUCUAUCGUUGCCCGUCAACGUGACCGCCAUGCUACCCCUCUGCGAGAACAUGCCCUCGGGCAUGGCAGUAAAGCCCGGCGAUGUGAUCACCCUCAUCAACGGAAAGGCUCUGUGUAUUAAGAAUACGUCCGCUGUCGGGACAGUUAUGCUAGCCGAUCCUUUGCUUUAUGCCCAAAGCACGUACAAGCCAAAGCUAGUCAUCGAAUUGGGUACGUACUCCUCGGGCACUGUCUACGGGCUGGGUGCUUCCGCGACUGGCCUAUGGACGAAUAAUAGCACACUGUGGCAGCAGUUCGAGAAAGCCGGUUCCAUUUCAGGAGACCGCGUUUGGCGCAUGCCUCUCUGGCAAUACUUCAAGCGUCAGAUCGAGCCCAAUUUGACGUACGAUUUAUGUAACGUUGGGCGGGGGCCCGCCUCCUCUUGCCAAUCAGCGGCGCUGUUGCACAGGAUGGUGCCUUGCCUCGACUGGGUCCAUAUGGAUACCCAGGGCACUGGCUUGACAGUCAAAGAUCCUGUGCCGCCAUAUCUGCAGCGUGAUCGAAUGUCAGGGCGACCAACCCGCACACUUAUCCAGUUCCUGCACCAGUACUCGUGCAAAGCCUAGGUGGAUAACUUCCAUCAUAUAUUUAAUAACCCAGUGACGGCUCAAUGGCCACUCUAAACAUUAGUUAAUGG